AGUUACAAUUUGGAAAAUGUAUGAAAGGGAGACAAUGGAAACAAUAUUUCUUUCAAAUUGAAUAUAUUUAAUUAUUUGGAAUUAUUUCUUUACGAUGCAUCGCGAUGAUGCUGUUAACCAGUUUUGUUAUUUGUGUCUGCUCUGAAAGUUGUAAAUUCAAAAUUUCUUGAAUUUAACUCGUACGAAGAUUUACCUGGUAUGCCAGAAUGUAAUCUUAAUGAAGUAACUUGGCAUCCACAUCCUUAUUCAUGUACAAGAUAUAUCCUUUGCUUCUAUGGAAAUCCUAUAGAACGAUUGUGUGCUCCAAAUCUUCAUUUUAGCAGAUUUAUGCUUCAUUGUACUUUUCCUCAACUUGCACUAUGCGAUUUCAACUAUGCGUGCCCUGACGUUGACGAUGAACAAAAUCCUGUUUAUCUUCCAGAUCCUGAUGAUUGCUCAAAAUAUUUUGUUUGCUUCAGAGGAAGCCCCAUUGCAAGAGAUUGUGCAGAAAACCUUUGGUUUGACGUCAUCUAUAAUUGGUGUACUAUCGCAGAUGAAGUCAUUUGUGAUAGCCGAGUUCCAAACAAUCCAAAUGUUCCUACAGAUCCACCAACGACAACACCUGUUCCUACAGAUCCACCAACAACAACACCUGCCCCUACAGAUCCACCAACAACAACAACAACACCUGCCCCUACAGAUCCACCACCAACAACAACAACACAAAAUCCGAAUACUUAUGAUUGCCCUGUAUCAGAUGUGCCUACAUUCCAUCCACACUCACGAGACUGUCGUUUAUAUUUCAUUUGUGUUAACGGUGUCGCUUUUUUGAGAGAAUGUGCAAACAGAAUGUGGUUUGAUAUUACAGAAAGGAGUUGUCUUCCUGAUGAUAUAGCAGUAUGCAUAUCAGGGACAAUGCUGAAUCCUGAGGGUUCAAGUAUGGGAAUUAUAAACUACAGUGAACAAUUUUCCUGCCCACUUCAAUCAGCAAUAGGAGUAAACUUUUAUCCACACGAUUCAAACUGCAAAAAGUAUUAUGCAUGUCAGACAGGAAUUGCUUUCCUACAUGAAUGUCCAGAAAAUCAAUUUUAUGACGUUUACAGUCAUGAGUGUGUUGAAGAAACAAUUGCCACAUGUAUCAAUGACUUAUAAUAAAUGACAAUAAACGAAACUUAUAUGUACCUCA
Clunio marinus is the source of this 1165-nucleotide messenger RNA. The record is from the annotation of a GenBank genome assembly. NCBI's taxonomy places the organism in Eukaryota, Metazoa, Arthropoda, Insecta, Diptera, Chironomidae.